Molecule: messenger RNA, 735 nt
Organism: Parnassius apollo (apollo)
Lineage: Eukaryota; Metazoa; Arthropoda; Insecta; Lepidoptera; Papilionidae
Source: the annotation of a GenBank genome assembly
AUGGAGAAAAGUGAAAUUGAAAACCAAAAAUUGCGUACCCAAUAUAGGGUUCACAAAAUAAGGGCAAAAUGCUUUUUUGACAAAUUAAGAGAAGAUAACCAAGAUUUGCUAAUUCUGUCAUUUGAUUGUCAGAAAAAUUUACCUCUACCGAAAGUAGCUGAUCAAUCAGCGUAUUAUUCUCGACAAUUUAAUUCAUAUGUAUGGACAGAAGAUGUGGCAUCAAAAGGUGCCAACGAAAUUGCGUCCUGUUUAUAUCAUUGCCUGAAUCAUUCAAAUCUUGAUGGCAAAACGAAGAUAAGGCUUGUGGCUGACGGUUGCGGCGGCCAAAAUAAAAAUUCGAUAUUGCUCGGAAUGGUCGCUAAGUGGCUGCAUGAUACACAACAUAGUAUAGACCAGGUGGAGAUAGUCUUUCCCGUUACAGGACAUAGUUUUAUUCCACCAGAUCGGGUGUUUGCUAUGACAGAAAAAGAAAUAAGACGAUUAGAAACUAUAACAAAUCCUGAAACUUACAUUGACAUUAUGGGUUCCAAUGCUACAAUCCGACGUUUAGUUACUGAAGUACCAAUUUUCGAUUGGAAGUCUGCAUGUCGAGAUGUUUUAAAAAGCACUCAAACGUUACACUUUCAGAUAAGUAAAACGAAGCGACAUUCUGAAUUAUCGUCGAUAAAACAGAAUGUCGCAAAAUCUUGGUUCGGGGAGAAAUUUCAUAUAGAAAUGAUAUUUGCAAUUCACUAG